Messenger RNA from Marchantia polymorpha subsp. ruderalis, 2432 nucleotides. Lineage: Eukaryota; Viridiplantae; Streptophyta; Marchantiopsida; Marchantiales; Marchantiaceae. The record is from the annotation of a GenBank genome assembly.
ACGGCCCUUGAGAUCUGAGGGGCUUCGCUUCACUGCAUCUGGUUCUGGUUCUGAAUCACGCAGUUUUGAGCACUCAAGUUUUGUCCGAGGAGGCAGACAGUGAGCGCAGUAGAUUAAUUCAGCUGAACGGAGCGGAGGGUGGAGGGUGGAGGGUGGAGGCCAUGAACCACGGCAUUCACUCAUUGACUGCCCUAGAGCUGACUCUCAGAGCUGCUUAAACCCAACCCCUCGGCUCCUCGUCUCCGAUUUUGCUCGUUGCAGGUCCGGCACCAGCCAGAUUCUAGAACACAGACAUGGAUUAGAGGCUGUGGCUUCUCUUUGUCUCCACUGUGCUCAUCUGAUCUGACAUGUGCUAUUCGACUGUCAAGAGCUAGGGCAGAAUACGGUUCUGAUGCUUGAACGGUGAAUUCUUGAACGAAGAAUUGCGUACCAUGAGUUUGUGAAAUUUGCUGGCGCUUACGUCUGCCUCUGCUGUGCUUGUGGCGAUGGUGGGUGGGCGAAUGCGUGAGAAAGCAAGCUCGGCGGCCGGAGCGCCUGUAGGUUCCGGAUGAGCUGCCGCUCGCUCGUUUGAGGAAAUCUAAGAAGCGGAAGGGUUUUGGAUUAUUUUCCUCUUGUUUGGGAUUGUAGUGUUAAAAUUUGGAUACAUGCCUCUCGAGGCUGUAGCAGGGCGGAUGUUCUCCCAAGGCUUUACACCUUUUCACAACGCAGCUCCUCGACCCCGGGGUGCCAGUGGUGCCAAGAGGUUUCCGACAUUCUACAUGCAGAAAGAAAUAGCUGUGCACUCCGAGUCAGCUCCUGUGGUGUUGCAAGUCCAGAGGAACGGGGAGAAUGUGGAUGUGGCAGCUUGUGCAGGCGGUUUCGGUGCUGAGCAAUCCAAUGGGAAUCAGUCUCACGGUGACGUUGAGCAAGAGGACAGGAUUCUUAGAGACUGGCAGCUUUUUUGCAAACAACAGGCUGUGCCGGCGAUUGUGAGGAUGAAUAUGGAGAAGAUCAAGGAUCUGGAGGUGGAGUUUGGCGAAGAGCUCAAAUUUGGUGGCCCGCGUGGUUCUCUCAAGGGUCGACCUGGAGCCGAAGAAGAUCACAGGCACAGAGAAUUUUACGAAACUCUGACCGAUUCCGAGUCAAAAUUGCAGAAUUUUGCUGCCCGACAAGUGGCCUGCCGAGUUAUUGGAAGCAAGGGUUACCUUUGUGAUACGUGCUGGCUCCCAGAACGAGAUUGUAUGUGCGACACAUUCGACAAGGGACGAUUGUGGCCUGGAAUAUGCCUUUGGCUGUACAUGCACCCGAAGGACUUUUUGAGGAAAAAUAAUACUGGGAAGUUACUGUGGCAAGUCUUUGGAGACAAAGCAGCGCGGCUGACAGUUUUCGGCAUUUCUGACCAUGAAGAGGUCAUGUGGAAUGCCUUCAAAGAGGCAGGAAGGGACAAAGUUUGGUGUAUAUAUCCUCAUCCCCCAGAGUGUCAGGUUCCAGAUGUGCUAAUACCCGAAGAUUUGGUUGACAGGCAAGAAGACAGUAAGGAUGGAGAUGCACAUCGCAUACAUUUAGUGCUCAUUGACGGAACUUGGAGUAAUUCGAAAGCCAUGAUCAGCCGACUCAAGGAGCGAGCUAGUAGACUGUGGGAAGGGCGCAGCAUUCCUUGUGUCGCACUUUCUCCAACCAAUGUGUCUCCGAUGCACAAUCUGCGGCCACAGCCAUCUACAGCCCGGACCUGCACAGCAGGUGCUGCCGCUCAGCUGUUGCGGGAGUUGGGGAUGAGGAAGGAACUUGCAGGAUUCGGGCUGGAUCAGUCAGCUGACAUUUUAGAUGAUUCUUUGACCUGCUUGCAAGACGCACUCGUCUCGAGAAGGAAACGUGUUGGACGUACUACCCAGCGUUUUGGUCGAAUACAAUGUGAUCCCGUUGUCAGUGUCGAGUCUGAUGAUCUGUGAAGUCCCAGUUCACAGGUCGCCUUGGGUGUAUUCCCGCUCUUUCUCUCUCUAUGAGCGGGAGUGAAAAUGAGUACAGUGAACGCCAUUGAACCUCCAUAGCGAGGUGCAUUACCCGGAUUAGAUUCAUUCUUUCAGUAUCUUCGGCACAUGUUGCCGUAAGGAGUUGACAUGUUAAGCAUGGCACAUUUCAUGAGCAUCGAGAUGUGCUCCGUGCAGGAGAAAUUUUCGAUUUGAGAAAUGUGGAAUUAGUACACUAGAAUGUGGUGUACCGGCGUAUAUUUUGAUGUAGUAUGUUUCUUGAGGUACUUAGCGGAAGCAUUUAUGGAGGUCGACAGUAUACUUCAAAAUUUGUCCAGCUUCUUCCACAUUUAUACAGAAAAGAAUACUUGAACAACAAAUGUUCUUUUCUUGUCAGAUGAUAUUUUAUUCCUCGAGCAUUCGUUGUGACGUCAAGCUUGGUGGUGUACCACGUGAACAUUACACUACCACAUCUGAGUCACUCCC